AUGCAACAAACUAAUUGUAAACAAAACAUUCAAACCGUCAGUCGCAUGUAAACUGUUAGUAGUGCAGACUAUUUUAUUAAUAACGCUAUAAUAUAUAUUUUUAGAUAUAACACGUUGUUGUUGUUUAACAUUAUGUACUUUAACGGUUCCGGAUAGCUGUCAACACCUCAGUUCUCCGUUUGAAAAUGAUAUACCAUAUUCCCUGGAUCUACACACCGGUGCGGACUGUCCUCGCAAUCUGGCACCAGCUGACCAAGUCUGAGAUCCCAGAGCUGGCAAAGUGCUCGGUGCUGAUGAGGGAUCGCGGCAGAGUGGAGGACACAAUCCACACCAUGCAACGCGCAGGUGCAGGCAGCCUGCAGGUAAUCUCAGACUUCGAUAUGACGCUGACCAGAUUUGCCCACAAUGGAAAGAGAGUCCCCACCACGCACAACAUCCUGGAUAACCGGUUGUUGAUCAAUGAAGAUUGCACUAAAAAGAUGAGGGAGCUGUUGAACACCUAUUAUCCCAUAGAGAUCGAUGCUGGCAGGACUGCUGAAGAAAAGCAGCCUCUCAUGGUGGAGUGGUGGACUAAAGUCCAUGAGCUGCUGAUUCAACAGAGGAUCAGGAAGGACAUGCUGUCCCAGGCUGUCAAGGAAUCCAGCGCUAUGCUCAGGGACGGCUACAAAGUGUUUUUUGACUGUCUGACGGAGCAGCAGGUCCCGCUGUUGAUCUUCUCGGCUGGUGUUGGAGACGUCCUGGAGGAGGUGAUUCGACAGAACCAAGUCUUCCAUCCCAAUGUCCACAUCAUCUCCAACUACAUGGACUUUGACCAAACUGGGGUCCUGCAAGCCUUCAAAGGUCAACUGAUCCACACUUUCAACAAGAGGGAAGGUGCUCUGUCACAUGCAGCCGGCCUCCGAGAGCUGCAGGGUCGACCCAACGUGCUGCUGCUGGGAGACUCUUUAGGAGACCUGACCAUGGCUGACGGCGUGUCGGAGCACCAGAACAUCCUCACCAUCGGCUUCCUCAACGACCAGGUGGACGAGAGAAAAGAGUCAUACGUCAAGUCCUUUGACGUUGUGCUGGUGAAGGACGAGACGAUGGACGUUCCCAACGCCAUCCUCAGACACAUUACCUCAUCGAGAGACAACAAGUGAGACACACAAGGAGGAACUUCAUGACACAUGUACACAGAUGCACUCGUUCACUCCAUUCAUCAUGUUGCAGGCUGGACAAUCACAUCGCUUACCUCAAACCUGAACUUUUUAUUUUUACACUGUUUUGACUGUAUAUCAAACCCAUCCUACCAAAGUUCAAAGGUUUAAAUCUAAAUCAGGUCACGCAUUUGCAACUUAUUUAAGUAGAAUCUGUUAUUUAUGACUUCAGACUUUUAUAGGGCUGAGCUUUGAGUAAAACUUUGUUCUUCCUGCUGUUUAAUAUGUUUGAUCAGGAUUAAUAAUGGGUGCUUGAUAGAAACUUUACUACCAGAAUAACAAUGUGCUACUUUAACAGAACUCAGUGGAUCAUUUAUAUUGUCUUUAUUUCAAAACAAACCAGCAACUUCUUAAAGAUGUCAGUCUAAACAAUUACAGGUUGCAUUUCUAAAUCUCUGUCCUCUUCUCACUCCUUUAAGCAUAAAACAUUCCACGCUUUACUUGUAUCUUACAUUGAGCUCGUGUGUGUGUGUGUGUGUGUGUGUGUGUGUGUGUGUGUGUGUGUGUGUGUGUGUGUGUGUGUGUGUGUGUGUGUGUGAGCAAAGACGUAAAACUCUUCAUCUGCCAUGUGUUCUACUUCAUCAUCUAACUUGACAGGGAUGCUAUCAGUCUGUAAACUAUUGUAGCAGUUAUUCUAAACAUUUGUUUCUGUAAAAGUGAAGAAAAACAUACAAUCUGUGGUAAUUAUUUUAACUAAAACAUUGUGGCUGCUAGAAAUGAUGAGCUAACAUUGAGCUAGUUGCACUUUACUAUAGAUGUUAUGUAAUGAUGAAUAUGGACUAACGUGUAAGUGUGCUCAUCUCAGCUUAAAACUAUCCUUUUAAAAUCAACAUUUUUCAAUUGUUUUCCAUGUAGAGGCAAUCCCUCCGCUCUGAAGUUUGAAUUAAGAACCUUUUAAGCUACCAGUAUCCAUUAGUUUCCCACCAAUAUCAACCAACUCCAUUUAACAUGCCAUCAGUGGAAAAAAACAUUGAUUUCCAAUGAUGCUCUUCUUUUGCAUAUUUCUGGUGCAGGAUGAAGAGUGUUUCAAAGUCGCAAUGUUUCCAGACGACCUGCUUUCUUACUGCCCGAUGUGUUUUUCUUUCAUCACACAAAGACAGUAUUCGGCUUAAAAGAGUACUCCACUUACUUAGAUGGGAUAGUCCUAGAAAAACAAAACAAUUUUCUUUUUCUUAAAAACAUUUUAAUUAAUGUGACUUUCAAGGACAAAUAAAGGUGCUUGUUUGGUUUUCUGAAAUACAACUAUCAAAGACAACACAGAACUCCACAAAAAAAGACUUUACACUCGCCCUGUCAAUUAAAAAAAAAACAGUCCAAUGUGGUACAGAAAUUAUUAAACCAUGAUGAUGUAUGG
Molecule: messenger RNA, 2550 nt
Organism: Cottoperca gobio
Lineage: Eukaryota; Metazoa; Chordata; Actinopteri; Perciformes; Bovichtidae
Product: 7-methylguanosine phosphate-specific 5'-nucleotidase-like
Exons: 10
Coding region: 186-1139 (317 amino acids)
Cellular component (GO): cytoplasm
Molecular function (GO): 5'-nucleotidase activity; magnesium ion binding
Source: RefSeq, a predicted model, not a curated record